AUGGGUGACUCAAACGAUUUUGGUCCGACAACGCCAAAGAAAGCCCGUCUAAAUGGUACAAGUAAGUUUUCCUUUCUCUUUGUUAUUUCAUUUCAAGGUAAUAAAUAUGUUAUUACUGACACGGACGUGAACCUCGGCAUUCCACAGAGAUGGGCAUUCUGUCCACCAAUGGGAAAGGUAGUUUUUUUCUUUUCAGUAAACAUCGGGUAUAAUUUGAAGAAUUUUCACUUUCUCUAUUUUAGGAAAUUAGAGGAUUUCUCCCAACAAAGACUCCUUUGGACAAGAAAUAUGAUCACUUGAUUGACAUCGCUCAGUUCUUUCAUCCCGAUGACAUUUUGGAGAAGGGGCCCGAAUUGUGUGGAAAACCCGACAACAAGAUUGGACUGUGGAUAAAUCUGACUAAAACUAAGAGGUACUACAAUCCGGCGGAGGUAAGUAAAAAUUAAAUUUAAAAAUUUCGUUUAUUUUUAGGUUGAGGAUAAGGGAAUAAAAUAUAUCUGGCUUCCGUUGACUGGCCAUGGUCAAUCUCCAACUCCAGAAGAAACGGAAAGAUUUAUCAACAUUGUUAAGAAGUUCAGAGAUGUAGGGAUACGUUUGAUAAAUCAUUUGUUUAGACGAAUGAGGAUGAUUUGAUUGUUAUCCACUGUACCCACGGAUUUAAUCGUACUGGAUUUCUGAUAUGUGCUUAUCUUGUUGAUGAGUGUGGAGAUGAUAUAGCUAUAGCCGUGCAAGAGUUUGCAAAGGCAAGACCUGAUGGAAUCUACAAGAAUGAUUAUCUAAGGGACCUCGCUGACAGAUACGGUGGCGGUGAUGAAUUAAUUGGGCCAGGUAGACCUCUAUGGGAAGAUGAGAGUAAAAUGGUCGAGGAAAAGAGUGCCUCGGGACAGCUGAAUUGUGCAAAUGGCAAGGGUAGGGCAUCAUUUAGAGCGUUUAGAUAUUUUUUAGGGAAAGGGAAGAAGCAAUUUAUGGAUGGGCAAGUUCCAUCUGUUACUUAUGUGGAAGAUCCCGAGCUAAGAAUGCAAAUAAUUAAAACUGUUAGAGAAUUGUGUCACUGGAAACGAAAGGAAUUCCCUGGAUCUCAACCUGUCUCGUUGGAACAUUCACCUCAACUGAAUAAUCUUCAAUUCUUAGCUCAAGCGAGAUAUAUGGUCUCUUGGAAGGCGGAUGGAGUCAGAUACUUGGUCUAUAUAAAGGACGAUCACGAAGUUUAUGCUCUAGAUCGUGAUGAGAAUGUCUUCUUGAUUAGUGACAUGGGAUUCGUGAAUUAUAAGACCAAUGCUCCUCUAAAGAACUGCCUUGUGGAUGCCGAGAUGGUGAUAGAUAAAGUGAACGAAGGGCUCGUCCAAAGGAUAUUUCCGAGGCUUCUAGUCUACGAUCUUAUAUAUUAUGAGGUAAAAUAACAUUUAAAAUUAUUCCGACCUCAAGGCGUUCACAUCACAAACUAUGUUUUAGGAAAAGGAUAUUGGUCAGCUGAGGUUUAAGGACCGUUUCCAGAUGAUCGAAGAAUAUCUGAUCAAACCGAAGAAAAAAGCAUUUGAAACAGGCGUCUUAAAUCGAGCAGAUGAAUCCAUUGGCAUUCGUCGGAAAGACUUCUUCUUCGUCUUUUACACUUAUAAACUAUUGGAACCCAAAUUCCAAAGUGGAAUGUCUCAUGAAGUGGAUGGUCUCAUCUUCCAACCUUAUGAUGAAGUAAGUUCUCAUAGAACACUUAUUUAUUGUAUAGCCUUAUGUCCCUGGUCGAUUUGAUAAAUUGCUCAAAUGGAAACCUCCCCAUCAACAGACAAUCGACUUCAGACUUCAGAUCAGAAGGAAUCCAGUAGGGGCCAAUAAUCUGGGAGAGACACAAGCUGUUCUUCUAGUACAAGAUCGUGGGAAUUUGGUAGAGUUUGCGAGAACAAGACCGCUCAAGAAAUUAGUCCAAUACGAUAAUAAGAUCAUUGAAUGCAAUUUUGUGGUAUGUCUUUUGAUAGUUAGUCUCCGGUUUUAAGUUCACAAUCUUUACAUCUUUUUUUAUUACAGCGAGACAGUGCAACGCCCCAUGGAGAAUGGAGGAUUGAGCGAGAGCGAACAGACAAGUCAUUCCCCAACGCAUUCACAACGGCAUCUUCUGUUUGGAACUGUAUUUUAUAUCCAGUAACCAAAGAAAAACUUUUGAAUUUCAUUGCACAAAACUGUAGAGAUCAUCAACAACCUCAGAAUGGGAAGCCUCCACCAUAA
Molecule: messenger RNA, 2217 nt
Organism: Bursaphelenchus xylophilus (pine wood nematode)
Lineage: Eukaryota; Metazoa; Nematoda; Chromadorea; Rhabditida; Aphelenchoididae
Source: the annotation of a GenBank genome assembly